AUGAGUAGCAGUGGAGUAACAGUGGUGGGAUCAGAUGCUCCCUCAGAUUAUCAUGUGGCUCCAAGGACCACAGAGAAUCCAAGCCAGGUGAGUGGACCAGAACCGCUACCACCUGUGAUUGUAACGCCACCGCAGGUGGGUUUCACUCCGUCACCGGCAGUGGCUGCCGCGUUGGAUGGCACCACCACUGUUAAGAAGAAGAGGGGCAGGCCUAGGAAAUAUGCCCCUGAUGGCUCUGUCACCAAAGUCAUCUCCCCUAAGCCGAUUUCUUCCUCGGCUCCUCCGGUUAUCGACUUCUCGGCUGGUCAGAAACGCGGAAAACUACAUCCAGUCGGCUCGACCAAGAAGACGCAGAACUCUAGAAUGGAGUUGGAAGGUGAAUGGGUUCCGUGUUCUGUUGGUUCUAAUUUUACCCCUCAUAUAAUCACGGCUAAUGCUGGAGAGGAUGUGACUAUGAAGGUUAUAUCUUUCUCUCAGCAAGGGCCUCGUGCAAUAUGUGUUCUCUCUGCUAAUGGUGUGAUUUCAAGUGUAACUCUUCGUCAACCUGAUUCCUCUGGUGGUACAUUGACAUAUGAGGGUCGUUUUGAUAUACUGUCAUUGACUGGAUUGUUUAUGCCAUCCGAGACUGGAGGAAUAAGGAACAGGUCUGGAGGAAUGAGUGUUUCAUUAGCAAGCCCAGAUGGGCGUGUUGUAGGGGGUGGAGUUGCUGGUUUAUUAGUUGCCGCCAGUCCUGUGCAGAUUGUGGUUGGCAGUUUUCUGGCGGGGAACCAGCACGAGCAGAAGACCAAGAAACACAAAGCAGAGUCAACAACUGUUACACCUGCUGCUGCUAUUCCUAUCUCCACUACAGGAGUAGACGAUACAUAUCGAACUUCCCCUUCUUUCCAUGCAGAUAACUGGUCAAUGCAUCCCAACUCGAGGAAUCAGCCCGCUGAAAUCAAUGUUGCUGUCCCUGGCGAGUAA
Molecule: messenger RNA, 963 nt
Organism: Fraxinus pennsylvanica
Lineage: Eukaryota; Viridiplantae; Streptophyta; Magnoliopsida; Lamiales; Oleaceae
Source: the annotation of a GenBank genome assembly